AUGGUGAAAUUCAAUCCUUUGCAAAUAGUAGGGAGAGAAAAGAUAAAAAUCCGCUAUCAGAGCUCUGAUAAUUUGAUUUGCGAGGAUACUCCCCAAUUUAUUGAGACUCGAUGCAAAUGUUGCGGGACAUUAUUGCGCCAUCCACUUAACGAGUAUAAAUUCAAAUGCACUAUAUGCGAGGUCACUAUUAUAUUAAAAUCCAAGUCGAAUCCAAGCUCCAACUCCAACUCACCUGGCGGCUUAAGCGGAGGGAGGAGACCUAACCCUUCUUUUAUAGAGUUUUCUGAUCUUGUUAAACAGUGCCGGGAGCUUUAUGAACGUGAUUAUAGCAACACUAAUGUAUCAUCCCAACAACGAUUUCAGUACUUCAUUCCGGUUGAAAAGUAUAUCAGUGAGAAUUUCGGCAGUGCAGAGGCGUUGAAUCGUUGUUUCCGACCUGUCGUGAGGGAUCAGAUUAUUGAUUAUGAACGUACUGUGGCUUUUUAUAAUUUGAUAGGGUCCAUACCGACAAAAAGACCAUUAUAUUUAAUGCUACGGGUAUUCGACGAGAUACUAAAGAGACCUAAAAUAAGGUUAAAGAGAUUGGAUGACUAUUUGUUUAUAUUCUUUAUUAUGGAGCUUCCAUCGUUAAGACAUUGUGUCAAUAACAGCCAUACUAUUUCAAAAUCCCCUAAAGUGAAAGACUUAUCAUACAGUAUAUUGAAGAGGUGCAUCGGAUAUUUGGGUUCUAUGGAUCCUAAGUUAAAGGUGAAACUAACCUCAAAUUUAGUGAAUCUACGUCCGGGGAAAUUUCAGAAACAAUGGGAGUUACUAAACAUAUAUUUAACCUAUCAAUUCCUGAAGCUAGGGCCUGGUCCAAGAACACAGCCUACAAAAAUAAACUUUGCGGGAAUGGUUCCUAAUGAACCAUCGCCACGCGAUGAGAGCAAAGAAAAUGCUGCAGGUUAUUUCUUUCAUUCGGGGCGACUGAAGAUUCCGCUGGAAAGUAGAUUUAGAAUCGAAAAAUACGGCAUUGAUUGGCACAUCACCACCGUGUGUCAAUUAAUGAAGAUUUAUUUUGAGGCCCACUGCAGAAAGCCCAAAGGCGAUAUUUCAAUGUUUUACAAUAUGGUGGUAGACUUUAUUGACUACAAGAGAGAUUUUAUUACGUGGCAUAAGAUGAAUCGGGAACAAUGGAAAACACUUGAAGAAUUAGAACUAAUGCAAACCCAUGAAACAAGGUACACUACCAUAUGCCAGUAUCCUUUCCUUAUGUCACUAGGAGUGAAGAUUGCGGUGAUGGAAUUCGAAACAGGAAAAAUGAUGGAACACAAUGCCGAGCAGGCAUUUUUGAAAGCAUUGGAUUCUAAGCGGCUAUACGAUGUUCAUUUUAGGGUAAAGGUAAGACGAACACACGUGACUCAAGAUUCCUUACUGUCUAUUCAGCGCCAUCCCCACGAUUUAAAGAAGUCCUUAAGAGUAGAGUUUGCAAACGAACCUGGGAUCGAUGCUGGUGGAUUGAAAAAAGAGUGGUUUUUACUACUAACUCGUGAACUCUUUCACCCAAACCAUGGUUUGUUUCAAUAUGUAGAGGAGAGCCGCUUGUCGUGGUUUGCGUAUGGAACAUCAGGGUUGAAAUUGCAUGGGGAAAGCAACACACAGUUAUAUUACUUGUUUGGAGUAGUUUUGGGGCUCGCAAUAUAUAAUAGCACCAUAUUGGAUGUCCAUUUUGCCAAGGCGCUAUACAAAAAGCUCUGUCACGAGAAAUUGGAAUUUAAAGACUAUGAGGAGUUGUAUCCAGAAACAGCCAGAAACUUACAGAAGAUGUUGGAUUAUGAGGAACCAGAUUUUGAAGAUGUUUUUGGGUUAACAUUUGAGACCACUUAUUUUGACAUUCUAAGCGCAAAAUCAAUUACGAAACCUCUAUGUUCAGGUGGUGAAUCAAUUCCUGUCACUUUACAAAAUAAACGUGAAUUCGUGGAUAAAUGGGUCAAAUUCUACAUGGAGGAUGAGGUGGCCGCUAGUUUCAGUUCCUUCCAGUCCGGAUUCUCAAGAGUAAUAGGAGAUGGAUUAGCUUUUCCUAUGUUCCGAAGUUGCGAGGUCGAAAGGCUCAUUUGUGGCAGUAUCGAACAAGACAUGGACUUUACGCAACUAAGAGCUGUCACCAAGUAUCACGGGGGAUAUAAUGAUAAAACGCCUAUUAUAGAAUGGCUCUGGGAGCUACUACCUCAACUAGAGCACGAGAAACAACAAAGGUUCCUUCACUUUGUCACGGGCAGUGACAGAGUGCCAGUAACAGGACUUGCGACCUUACCUUUCAAGAUUACCCGCACAGUAACCGGGGCUGACACUCAGUUACCUACUGCCCACACAUGCUUUAACGAGUUGUGUUUGUACGAGUACGGAUCACGUGAUGAUCUUAAAAACAGGCUACUCAUUGCCCUUGAACUAUAUGAGGGGUAUGGGUUUAAGUAG
Messenger RNA from Kluyveromyces marxianus DMKU3-1042, 2454 nucleotides. RefSeq names its product putative E3 ubiquitin-protein ligase HUL4 (gene HUL4). Gene Ontology annotation, molecular function: ubiquitin-protein transferase activity. The record is from RefSeq and is a predicted model, not a curated record. The transcript has a single exon. The coding region runs from base 1 to 2454 and encodes 817 amino acids. Gene Ontology annotation, biological process: protein polyubiquitination; positive regulation of protein catabolic process; proteasome-mediated ubiquitin-dependent protein catabolic process. NCBI's taxonomy places the organism in Eukaryota, Fungi, Ascomycota, Saccharomycetes, Saccharomycetales, Saccharomycetaceae.